Pseudozyma flocculosa PF-1 is the source of this 3351-nucleotide messenger RNA. RefSeq lists its product as uncharacterized. NCBI's taxonomy places the organism in Eukaryota, Fungi, Basidiomycota, Ustilaginomycetes, Ustilaginales, Ustilaginaceae. The record is from RefSeq and is a predicted model, not a curated record. The transcript has 2 exons. The coding region runs from base 1 to 3351 and encodes 1116 amino acids.
AUGGCAUCAAGCAUACCAUCCCACCUCGUCCACUCCGGCGGUGGCGGCGGCAGGCAACGCAGCAGCAACAGCUUCGGGUCUCUCAGCGGCAGCGGGAGCCGGAACGGCGGCCUGGGCAGCCGGCACGCUUCCCACGCCACGCUCAAGGAGGAUGCCAUCAACGAUUGGCUCUCGACGAGCGACGCAGCGGCCAUGCCCGAUCGCAUGCCGGCCACCCCGACGGGGCCCUGUGACAUCGACACAUUCAUCGUCCACGACGAGCUCGGCGGAGGCGACUCUAUCGGUCUCAUGGACGACGUUGUCUCGCCCGCUGUGCGAUGGAACGCCAUCCUAGAAAGUGCUGGUGGUGGUGGCGGCGCGGAUGAUGGCUUCGCAAAGGGCUGGGGCGACGCCGAUCUCGAGUUCAAGGCCAGCACACUCAUCGCCAACCUGCACGUCGACGACUUCUUCCACGACAACGCCUCGAGCGCGGGAAGCAGCUACGGUGGUGGCGUUGGCGUCGGCGCUGGCUGCCACGGCACGCUCAACCUGCCUGGCUGGAACAACGGCCCGAGCGACUUCCACCAUGGCGCGCUGGACUCGGACGCCGACUCGCCCGACGGCGUGUGGUGUGCGCAGGGUCGGCUGCCGUCCCGCUCGCUGCGGCGUUCGGCCAAGCUCAACAGCAUGAUCAGCGUCGAUGCGCUGCAGGAGAGCUAUGGCUCGCCGGGCGCGGGCCUCGGACUGGUCGCGGUAAACAGCCCGUCGCCGCCGGCGAGCACGAUGCAGCCCAUGGCCGCGGUCCACGCCGUCUCGGCCUCGUCGCCGCUGCUGGCGCCGCCCCGCAUGCUUCGGCAGUGCAGCUCGGCACCGCAGCUUCAGCGCGACGACGACGAGAUGCUAGAGCCCGCGUCGUUCCUGGCCGGCCCACGCUUCUCGAACGAGAGCGGAACAGCGGCCGCCAGACCGGCGUCCCGCUUUACCACCGCGGCCGACCUGCUCGGCACCUCUGGCUCGAUGUGCGCCGGCACCCAGAACCCAACCAUCAGCAUCAGCCUUGCCACGGCGUCCGGAGGCGGCGCUCAGCCGGGAAGCGGCAGCCAGCCCUCGGCCCUCUUCCAGCGUCGGGCUGUGCAGCGCGAGGGCCACAUGCCUGCCCCUUCGCCCGUCAACGUCGACACGGCCCAGGCCCAAUCCCAGAGUCAGACAUCGUCGCUGGCCGCCGCCCAGGGCCAGGAGAACCAGGCCCAGUCGCAGGGCGAAGCUCAGACGCCCGCGUUCGACAUCCCGUUGAGCGAGCUGACGGCGGCUGACCUGGAAAAGAUGACCGAGGAGCAGCGGCUGAAGCUGGCGCAGCUCCACCAGCUCCACGUCGCCCAGCAGGCGGCGCGGCUGGGCGUCUACUCGGACUUUGUGGCGCCCAGCCAGCAGUUUGCGGGACAGGAGGCGAGCGAACGCGCCGCCAAGGCCGUCCAGGCGGCGCUCCUGUACGGCAUGGAGGGCAACGGUCCGCGCCGUCUCAGCGUGGGUAGCACCGGACUCCCCACGCCCAUCACGCCGCAGCACCCGCUCAACCCCGGCCCCGGCCAGCCUGGCUACGGGUUGGUCGGCCACCCUUACCUCUCCCAGUACGCCAUGCCACAGCAGCACUAUCGGAUGGGCGGCAGCGCCGUCGGUGGACGCAUGCCCGGCAUGCCCAUGUCGGCCAUCGAGACCAGCUUCCCGCCGUCCAUCUACUACCCGCAGCACUCGUAUCACCACCACCAGCAGCAGCAGCAGCAUCAGUCCAUGUUUACGCCGCAGUACCUCCAGCAGCAGCAGCAACACCACCACCAGCAGCACGGCGGUGGUGUGUUCAUGACGCAGCAGGUCUCGCAGGACAUGGCCGGGUACACGUCGACCUACCCGCCUCCCCGCGAAGACGCGAGCAUGCCGGCUGAGACCAGCACCGGAGCAACGACGGGCUCUGGCGGAAGAGCAGUCGGCAGCGACGUCUUCGAGCGGACCAUGCCUCAUUCGGCUCCCGGCGACCUUGCCUCGGAGAUCGCGGCUAACCCGAUGCAGCUGCAGAUGCCAUACACGAUGCAGACGCAGCCGCAUCAGCAGCAGUCACAGCCACAACAGCAGCAGCAGCAAGCGGCGGUCGAGGUCGGCGUGACACCCGUCGAGCUGCACCAGCCGGUGCCGCAACGGCCGCUGCUGACCCAGUACCACCACCAAGGCUCGAUGUCCUUCCCUUCGUCGGACGCGCAGCCCCACCACUAUCACCACCAUCACCAACAACAAUCGCAAGGACAGCAGCAGCAACAGCAGCCAAGCUUCCAGCAGAUGUCGCAGAUCGAACCUCGGUCCGCGCCUGCCGGAAUCGAGUCAAGCCAGCUGUCAAUGCAGCAGCAGCAGCAGCAACAGCACACCCUGCUGCUGCUCCAGCAGCAACAGAGGCAGCAGUCCGAGGAGCGAAGGCGGCAGCUGCAGAGCAAGGCGUCGAUGCCGGCCAUCACGAGCCGCAAGCACCAGCCCGCGCAGCUCUCGGCCCCGCUCAGUCCGCCGCGCUCGCCUACCAAGAUGAAGAGCAGCCCCCAGCUGCGCGGAUCAACCACCCCUCCCGCUGGCGGCGGCGGCGGCGGCGGUAGCAAUGCUUCGUCGACGUCGAGCAAGUCGCCUUCGAUCCGCAAGAUUGCGUCCAACAAGCGCAUCAACGCCGGCAUCGGCGGUGGCGCGGGAUCGUCGUCGUCGUCGUCGUCGGUGCCCGUAGCAUCGGCGGGGGCGACGUCGACCAAGUCGCUGGGCAAGGCAAGGAGCAUGAUGCUCGACUCUUCGAGCGGCAUCACAGCGGCCUCGCCCAGCCCUUCAGCCGCCUCGUCCUCGCGCCGCCUCCGCACCAUGAGCCACGCCAGCCUCGCCUCGUCCUCGUCGAAAGGUGGCGGCGGCGGCGGCGGCAGCAGCUGGAAGUCCAAGAGCCCGACGCCGACGCCGGGAGGAGGCGGUAGCUUCAACUUUUCCUCGCUGAGCUUCGUCAACUACGGCAUGGACGAUGCCGACGAGCUGUGCUCGGCCGUGGCGCCUUCGGGAUCGUACAAGGUGCCGCUCAAGGGGUACGGUAGCAGUGGAAGCGAGAGCCGGAGCGACGACGAAGACGACGACGAGACGGUGGCGGGCGGUGGCGAUCGCGACGAGGUCGGCGGCGGCGGCGGUGACAGCCCCGUCAAGAAGGCCAGGACGGCCUCGAGCCGUUCGCGAUCUAGGACGGUCUCGAGGGCGGAAAGCCUGGGCAACCUCCGGACCAAGAGGAGCCAGGCUGCCUUCCCCGCCGAGUUGAGGAAUGAUCCGAGGGUCAGGGAGAGGAGUGAGAGCGUCGCCAGUCGCAGGUGA